AUGGCUGACAAAAUAACAUUACACGCGGCCAUUACCACACGGCACUCGACGCGCGUCUUUCUCCCCAAGCCUGUUCCACGCAGCAUCCUCGACGAGGCACUGGAUCUCGCGAGGUACAGCCCGUCCAAUACCAAUAUCCAACCGUGGCGCCUCUUUGUCUUGGCAGGUCAACCUCUAAAACAGCUCAAGACGGCCGUCUUUGCAGCCGCCAGCGCAACCGAGGAGCCCCUGCGCGCCAUUCCACCGCUGCCAGCGCAUUUGGAACCUCUACGCAAGGCCCUCGGCGCCCAGGUCUACGGCGCGGGCUUUGGUGUCGAGUGGAGCGACAGGAUCGGCCGACGAGAGGCCGUGCUGCGCAUGUUUGAGUUUUUUGACGCACCCGUUGCCGCCGUCGUGUGUGUGGAUGAGGAGCUCGGCCGGCCCGAUGCUCUGAGUGUGGGCAUGUAUCUGCAGACGCUGCUGCUGGCGCUCACGGCGCGAGGGGUCGGAUCUUGCGCCGAGGUCGCGGUCGCUGGGUAUGCCGAUUUGAUCAAACAGGAAGUGUGUAUUCCUGAUAACUUGGCCGUCAUCUGCGGCCUCGCGAUUGGUUAUGAGGACCCUGAACAUGCUGUGAAUAAAAUCCGUCCUGGGCGCCUGCCGGUGAGCGAGACGACGGUCAUGAUUGGCUUUGAGAAUCAAGAGUAA
Messenger RNA from Pestalotiopsis fici W106-1, 684 nucleotides. RefSeq lists its product as uncharacterized. The coding region runs from base 1 to 684 and encodes 227 amino acids. Gene Ontology annotation, molecular function: oxidoreductase activity. The record is from RefSeq and is a predicted model, not a curated record. The transcript has a single exon. NCBI's taxonomy places the organism in Eukaryota, Fungi, Ascomycota, Sordariomycetes, Amphisphaeriales, Sporocadaceae.